GGUUGCUUUUGUUUUGGUGUAGGUGUGUUUAUUGUUAUCUUGGUUUCUAUUUUGAUUUGUACUGUUUGUAAUUGAAAUAAAUAUUAAUUUGAAGAGUGAAUUAACAUUAUUUCAAUUUAAAAAAAUAACUAUUGUACACGUUAAUUUUUGAUGCGCUGUGUUGACGUCAAGGCACUAGAAAAACUAUUUCGUAAGAAGUGCAACAUGUCAUUGGUUGCGUAUGGUAUCUCGGACGACAGCAGUAGCGAUGAGGAGGCUGAAAAUGACGGUGCAGGUAAACUGAUAGACGUGGUGAACGGCGAUGAAGCGGCAGAACCGACAGGGAAGGUGAAUUCUCCGCCAGACUCAGAUUCGGUGACGUCAGACGAGGACGAUGGUGGUGGAAAUGAAGGUGAAAGUGGAGGUGCGGAUAAAGGUGCAAGGACGUUGAUGAGGCUGCCGAAGCCAAACGGCGAAGUCGCCGAAACUGAGGAUGUGGACGACGAAGAUGACAAAGCUGCCCUCGGAAGUGGGUUGUUCUCCUCGCUGCCUGCUCCCAAGGUCACCAGCAGUCUGUCGCUAGAGGUGGAGAUGGACGAUCCACUGCCUGUCGCAUCACGUCUCGCUAAAAAGGAGACUGUAAAAAUAACAGUCCCUUCAUUAUCGGAGUUUAAAGAAGACGAGUCUGAGGAACCUAAGAAGAAAAAACUCAAACCAUCUUCAGUAGGUUCUGGAUUGUUCGCGCUGCUCCCCGCCCCCAAGAACAUGACCGUCAAGGAGACCAAGCGAGCCCUGGUGCCCAAUGUCCUUACCAAGAAACCGGCUGCCUUUACUGUCAAUCCGGCACCAUCUUUGACACGGCGGGCGGGGAGCGUCAAGCCGUCGCCGGCCCUGACCGGCUACGAGGACUCGGGCGACGAGGCGGAGGCGGGGGACUACUUCUCCCUGGGCUCCGCGGCGGACGGGGCGCCGGGCCCCGGGGUGGGCGGCGACGAGGGCUCGCUCCCGGUCCCCCCUGAGGCCACUGAUGCCCCUCCCCCCACUGCAGUGGCGUCGGGACCGGACGGCGAGUGGCCCGAGGCGUCCCCGCAAGGCUCGGCGGAGAGCGAGAGCAACCCACUUGACCGCGAAGACGAUGACCUGCUUCUCAACGAGGAAGCUAUGCAGCGCCUGUGCGGGCGGCGGGCGGCGCGGGACCGGGCCGGGGUGCAGCUGAUCGAGGUGAGCGGGGACGCGCUCAUGCCCGACCCCAAGGAGUGGCUCACCAAGCAGCUGACGGAGGAGAGGCAGGUCCGGAGUCACGGCCACCGUCGCGACGACGGCCCCACCUCGCAGCAGAAGAGGAAGCACCAGAUCACGUACCUCGCCUUCCAGGCAAAAGAAAACGAACUGGAAUUGAAGAACCAGUGGUCACAAAACAGAAUGACAAGGAAGCAAACACAGUCAAAAUAUGGAUUUUGAAUUAUUCAUUUGCGACCAUCUGUAAUAUUGAAACUAUAAACUGUAUGUUAAUUUUUAAAACUGUACAUACCAUUUUAGUUAUUUUUGACUUGAUAUAUCACCAUUAGAAAAAAAAUAUAUAUUUAAUUUUUUUGUUGAGUGCUUAUACGUAUUAGUUUCAAUACCCAGGCAUUAAAACUGAGUUAUAGCUCUGUACAUUUUGUUUGCUUGAAUAAGACUACAUACUCAAAGACGAGUUUUUGCUCAGAGUUAAGCAGAAUGUAUUGUUUUAACUGAUGGUUAUAAAAGCCAUACAAUUGUUAGUAAAUAAUUAAACCUUUUCUUUACGUAUAUAUUGUUACACCAGAGAACCAGUAUAAGUUGCCCCAAAAUAGACUACUGCAAAUAAUGUACCGUAUUUACUCUCAGAAUUGUCGCUCUUGCAUAUGGGUUACACCUUUAAUUUUAGGCAUAAAAAUCUAAAAUUUUCACACUAAUAUGAGUUGCAUAAUAUAUCUGUCUUCACUAGAGUUCCAUGGAUACAAGUAUUCCAUGGAUACAAGUAAAGUUUUUAUGUUGCGUGUUGUAGUGUUACUAUCUCAAAGUUUAAUUAGUGUUGAAUUAAAGUGGUAGAAAUAUCAAUUAAUGUUUUAUAUUCGGGUGAUUCGGAUAUAUAGAAUUGUGUAAAGCUAUGGUAUGAUGUGUGUAUCUAAUAAAGUGAUAAAAUCAAAUUUAACAACUAGAUUUUGGAAUUAGUACACCAAGUUUCAAUACAGUCGAAAUGGGUGCCAUUAUGAAAGAAUUGUCAAAUAAAUUAAAAGUGAUUUUAUAAUUUAUGUAUUAUUAUUAUUGGUUCUAUAUGUGAACAACGUGCCUUCAACUCAAUGGGUCAUAAACAAAUUAUCAAUAUAAUUAUAAACAAAUUUACAUUUCAACUGGAUGGAGUUCUCUUUAGGAAAUUUGAAACUCUAAAAUAUCAGUGCGAUAAUUAAGCGAGUGUGACAAUUAUGCAAUAAAUUUUAGUUGUGUUAAUUUGAGUUGGAUAUGCCAUAUUAAGAAGUUACCUGCUAUUUUUGAAAUGCUACUGCCAGGCAAUAUUUUUUUUUAGUCAUUAAAAUUUUUGCAUGGUGAUAAUUGCUUUAUGGCAUCCAUUCUUUGUGUUUGCACUGCUGGUCAAUGCACACAAAUUUGCUUCUGUAGUACUAGUUUUGAAAUAUUUAUUCAUAACUUAUUCAUAAAUAUAUGGAAUCUGCAAAGAACUACAAAUACAUCACUGUGUACAAAGCAGAGCCUUAAUAGUUUACAUAUAUAUUUAAUUGUACCCUUUUGUAAAUAAAUCAAAUAGAAUUGUUUAUUUUUAUUAUAAAAGAAGCUGAAACAUUUAUACUUUGGGGAACCAUCUUAUAAAUAAAAUCUACAAUUUGGUUUCA
Molecule: messenger RNA, 2849 nt
Organism: Bacillus rossius redtenbacheri
Lineage: Eukaryota; Metazoa; Arthropoda; Insecta; Phasmatodea; Bacillidae
Product: proline-rich protein PRCC
Exons: 6
Coding region: 151-1440 (429 amino acids)
Cellular component (GO): nucleus
Source: RefSeq, a predicted model, not a curated record